Molecule: messenger RNA, 406 nt
Organism: Tauraco erythrolophus (red-crested turaco)
Lineage: Eukaryota; Metazoa; Chordata; Aves; Musophagiformes; Musophagidae
Source: RefSeq, a predicted model, not a curated record
AUGGACCUGGACGUCCAAGUGUUCCAGUUCGUCAGCCACUGCAUGACCGAGCACGCAUUAACUGUGAAAGAAUGUCGUGUGUCAGUUGCCGUCCUGAGGCCACCUCUCUCCACCAUCUCUCACCACCCGCUGUGUCCCACCACCGAGCGUUACCUGCGCUACUUCGAGGCCACGGUGUCGAACCCCAGCCCGGGGGUGCCCCAGUUCACGGCAGUGGGGUACGUGGACGGGAACCUCAUCUCGCGCUACGACAGCGAGACGGGGAGGGCGGUGCCCGGGUCGGGCUGGAUGGCGGCCAGCCUGGAUCAGCCGUACUGGGACACUCAGACUGGGAUAGGAAGGAGCAAUCAGCACAUUUUCCGUGAGAGGCUGCUCACCCUGCGGGCCCGCUACAGCGAGAGCGGCA